Lepisosteus oculatus (spotted gar) is the source of this 4784-nucleotide messenger RNA. Its product is annotated as kelch-like protein 29. Gene Ontology annotation, molecular function: protein binding. Lineage: Eukaryota; Metazoa; Chordata; Actinopteri; Semionotiformes; Lepisosteidae. The record is from RefSeq and is a predicted model, not a curated record.
UUUGCAACUUUAUUUUUAUCAGUAUUUAUACCUAGUUUGAUAUGAUACACAAUUAAAAUAUCGAUAUUUUAGAAUUGAUUUGCCGAUAAAAUAUACUUAAGUAACAAAAUUGCAACUGUCCAUUUCUAUACCCUAUACAUAUAAACGAAAUCAAAGUCUUUUGAUACAACAGCACAGACGCAAUGACAUUUGUGAACCAUAGAUGCCACCAAACAUAAAUAAAACAGCCCCACACCGAAACCUCAUUUAAGUUGUUGCAGGUGAUGCACAAUUUACAAAAUGAAAGAUUCGGCUACAAAGCAAUCGGUUUGUGCUUAUGACUGAUACUGUGAUACUUACGAUAUACUCAUUAAUACCGUAAUUUGUAGUGAGUUGAACAUUCUAGCCACGCGAGUUAUUAACCCGGGAUGACAGUCAUGCGUGCCACAAUCAGCCCAAUUCAAGUCUCAGUGCCUUACUGCUCACCCUGUGCAAUUGCGUGCCGUUUAUCCUUCAUGAGCAUAAUUUGCCAGUUUGAGGUUUUUAGCCGUUCUUGCAAGCCACAGCGUUGAGCAUCAGCGAGAACUAUGAUUGAUGCACGGAGUGCACUUCGUGUCUGUGGCAGAUCAGCGGCGCUGUGCAGCACCGAACAAAGCCAGAUGAGAAGGGGGAGGAGCAGAUCGGGACUAAAACAGCCGCGCGGUCCGUCUCACCAGGCAUUCACUCUCACUUCGGAAGCGUGUUUCUUCACACACAGGGUACGGGAUCAGUCUGUGGCGUCUUCAGGCUCCCUUACAUAAUAAUAGCAAUCCAUAGUUGGACGGAAGGAGUUCAGAAUCCAAGGAAAGGCUCCCUAAUAUACCGCAGGGGAGCAACUGAGCGUGGCCAGUGAAAUACUUUUGCCAUGCAAUGAACCAGCAGCUUUCGCUGGGUAACGGGAAGCAUCCAGUCUCCGCUAAGCGCCGCAGCAAAACAAGGACAAGCGCCGGAGCUUCAGCUGCGCCGACCGGGAAGGGGCUGCUGGGUGUAUUGACACAGACCAGCUUAUCUGUGAUGUGCAUCGUUGUCUUCCAGGAACUUCAUACGGCAGGCUCCAGGUUCCUCUGAGAAGAAGGUUGGUCUCUGGAGAUGUCUCGGCACCAUAACCGUUUCGAGAGAGAUUAUCGGAGUGUGUGGGAACGAAGGGAACGGUGCGCGGCUCUGAACAAUGGGAUCAACAGCAACUGCAGCAGCUCCGGUAACUGUAGCAGCAGCAGCACCGGCCACAGCGGCAGCAGCAACAACCGGCCGGGUCUCCUUCCUUUGCCCGUCAUCCCUUCCCUGCUCCCUACCCCGGUCUCGGUUGCCAGCACCACAGCCAGCGCCGAGCUGGGAGUCAAGCGCGUGGGCAACCCCUCCACCACGUCAACGGCAAAGGUUUCUGGUCUGUCACCUGGCGAAAAUCAGCCGCCAGGUCAAAUACUUGCGCCUGCUGUCAGAUGGGGGCAGACCCCCAUUAACCAGUCCACCCCCUGGGAGACAGACGAACCCCCAGCUAAACAGAUGAGGGACAACGACAACACAGGUCCUGCAUCGUGGGUUCCUCCAGUGGCAGCAGUCAGCCAGGCCAGCCUCUUGGCCCACACUUACGGAAUGGCACAGUCUCCCAUCUAUAGCCAAGCCAUCAAUGUCCAGGCACCUGUAAUUGGAGUCACGCCCACCAUGCAAACUCCAGUCCCCCCACAUCACCCACUCAUGUCCGCACACUUCCAGCUCCCACAGCAGCCUUCACAGCCACUCACAAACAUGGUCAUGAACAUGCAAAGUCAGCCUCUGUACACGAACAGCCAGCCCCCCAUCACCAUGUCCCCUAUGACCGGCGUCUGUCAGGUGGCACACCCCGUGCACACGGUGGUAGGGAAUGGGCACAUGCCACACCCUAUGAUGCAGCCUCCUGCUUUGCCUUCUGCGUCCCUGCCCAGUAGUGCCCCGCUACCCAAUGGGCAACCUGCUGCCCAGCUGCCAGCCAUCCCUCUGUCCAAUCAGGAGAAUCCGAAUGGGCUACAGAUGCUGCGGACCAUUGGCAUGGGAAAGUACGAGUUCACAGAUCCCUGGCACCCCAAAGAAAUGUUGAAGGAGUUGAACGAGCAACGCAGAGCGAAAGAAUUUACAGACCUGAAAAUUAUUGUUGAAGGCAAAGAGUUUGAAGUCCACCAAAAUGUUCUAGCUUCCUGCAGCUUGUAUUUCAAGGACCUGGUGAAAAGGUCAUCAGGAGAGAACAGGAAUGGGGAGAAACUAGAACUGACCAUGACCAACAUCAGCGCUGACGUCCUGGAGCUGCUGCUGGAGUUUGUCUAUACAGGCUCACUGAUCAUAGACUCCGCCAAUGCCAAAACGCUGCUGGAGGCUGCCAACAAGUUCCAGUUCAACACCUUCUGCAAAGUCUGUGUCUCGUUCUUAGAAAAGCAGCUGACGGCCAGUAACUGCUUGGGAGUGCUGGCCAUGGCCGAGGCCAUGCAGUGCACCGAACUCCACAACAUGGCGAAGGCCUUCGCCCUGCAGAACUUCCCCGAGGUGGCCGGCCAGGAGGAGAUCCUCAACAUCUCCAAAGAGGACUUCGUCAGCUACUUGUCCAACGACAGCCUCAACACCAAAGCAGAGGAGCUGGUUUAUGAAACAGCAAUCAAGUGGAUAAAGAAAGAUCUAGCUAACAGAGUGCAGCACGUGUCCGAGUUGCUGGCGGUGGUACGGUUGCCCUUCAUCCACCCGAGCUACCUGCUGAACGUUGUGGACAACGAGGAGCUGAUAAAGUCUUCAGAGGCCUGCCGGGACUUAGUCAAUGAGGCAAAGCGCUAUCACAUGUUGCCCCAUGCUCGUCAGGAGAUGCAAACACCGAGAACACGGCCAAGACUCUCAGCAGGUGUGGCAGAGGUGAUCGUCCUGGUUGGGGGUCGGCAGGUAAUCGGCAUGAACCAGCGAGCCCUGACGGCUGUCACGUGUUUCAAUCCCCAGAAUAACAAGUGGUAUCCCUUGGCUAGUCUUCCUUUCUACGAUCGAGAGUUCUUCAGUGUCAUUUCGGCCGGUGACAACAUCUAUCUUUCAGGUGGUAUGGAAUCAGGAGUGAUGCUAUCAGAUGUCUGGUGCUAUAUGUCCCUUCUCGAUAACUGGAACCUUGUUUCUCGAAUGACAGUUCCUCGGUGUCGACACAAUAGCCUGGUGUAUGAUGGAAAAUUGUAUACUAUCGGAGGGCUGGGUGUAGCUGGGAAUCUGGACCACGUUGAAAGGUACGACACCAUCACUAACCAGUGGGAGACCGUGUUGCCCCUGCCGAAGCCUGUGCACUCAGCAGCAGCCACUGUGUGUGGAGGGAAGAUCUAUGUGUUUGGUGGAGUAAAUGAUGCUGGGAGAUCAGCAGGAGUCCUUCAGUCUUACGUCCCUCAGACCAACACCUGGAGCUUCAUUGAGUCACCUAUGAUAGAUAACAAGUAUGCGCCUGCUGUCACCCUGAAUGGUUUCAUCUUUAUCCUCGGAGGAGCGUAUGCCAGAGCCACCACCAUAUAUGAUCCAGACAAAGGCAAUAUCAAAGCAGGCCCUAACAUGAACCACUCGAGGCAGUUCUGCAGCGCUGUGAUUCUGGAUGGGAAGAUUUAUGCCACGGGAGGAAUAGUCAGCAGUGAAGGGCCAGCUCUUGGAAAUAUGGAGAUUUUUGACCCCUGCACCAACAUCUGGACUCUCGUACAAAACAUGCCUUGCCCUCUGUUCAGACAUGGCUGCGUAGUCAUUAAGAAAUACAUCCAGAGUGGUUGACCCUGCAGGUCUGGAAUCUCACAGUGGCCUACUGUCGCGGUGCUGAUGUUGAAACCUAAAAUGAACACAUUGCUAUUUUUAAGUACGUGUCUACAUUGAAUGUAGAAGUUCAUCCUCACCGUUCGGUGAAACAGGGCCCAGAGCCCCAGCUAUGUAACAUAGUGUAACUUAUUAAACCUACAAGUGUGUCACUAGAUGUUGUAGUGGCACUUGUUGCUAUGCUAGGUUGUUGGUUUAAUUCAAAUGUGGUAGGUUUCUUGCUGGUUUCUCUUCAAGUAGUUUAUUUUGCUCAUAUGCAGGAAGAUUUGUACAUCUUACCUGCCUCCUGCUGGUUCGUCUAUGAGGUAGAAGUUAGCAACAAUAAUAAUAGCAGGGUUAUUUGAUUUUUCUUUCCUUAAGUUUGAGUAUUGUAUUGUAUUCCCCAAAAAAACAAAUACUGUAACUAUGCCUCUUUGUUAUGAGAAGAAAAAAACACCUUUUGUAAUAGGAAUGUCCAAGAUGGAAGUUCCACUUGCUUUAACCAUACAGAGGAGCGCACGCGUGGUGGACACCUCUUGUCAGAAGCAUUCCUUUUCAGAAAACAAGUGCUGACCCCCCGGGGGGCCGGUGCCACCCAGCCUGGUGACCUUUGAGGGGAUACCGGUUGAGAGUGGGCUUCAAAGUUUUCCGGCAGGAUCCUGGGUACAGACAUGCAGGACGCACAGGAACUGCUGCCACAGCCAAAGCACAAUAUAGACGGCUGAGACUCUGAGGAUGAACUCUUCAUUUGACUUGAUUUUUUUUUAUCUUUAUUUCUUCCAAGCCUGCAAGUUAAGGGGAGGGGUGCUGGGGAGAAGGGGGGGGGGUAUGAUGUGCUCUGUAAAUUAAGGAGGUUUCUGAAAAGAUGUUUAUUUUGAAAAAUUCAAAGUGACAAUGUAUAAAUGUUUUUAGUAAAAUGGCUAGACAAAGACAAGGAGACUUUAUAGCUGUAAAUCUGUACCGGACAAAAAAUUCAAAAAGAAAAAUAAUAUGAAAGCUGA